Messenger RNA from Tetrahymena thermophila SB210, 1608 nucleotides. Its product is annotated as cation channel family transporter. Gene Ontology annotation, molecular function: calmodulin binding; small conductance calcium-activated potassium channel activity. Gene Ontology annotation, biological process: potassium ion transport. The transcript has 7 exons. The record is from RefSeq and is a predicted model, not a curated record. Gene Ontology annotation, cellular component: plasma membrane. Lineage: Eukaryota; Ciliophora; Oligohymenophorea; Hymenostomatida; Tetrahymenidae.
AUGAUAAGCAAAAAUUAAAUUGAUAACAUACCUUUACAAUCAAUUGAUCAGUGUGAUAGAAUUCUUACCUAGAGAUGCAGCUCAACUGAACCUCAUUUAAUUAGAGAAAGCCCAUCAGAUUUAUUAAUAGGAGUAAGUCCCGAUACUAAAAAUAACCCUUAAAGCUACUAUACACCUUAAACUGAAAAGAAAUAUCUCUCUACUAAUGAUAAAGAGAAUUUGGUUUAGCAAUCUCCUAACAAUGAAAUAAUAAUCACUCAUGGAUUUCAGACCUUAGCCUUUCCAAUACAAGACGGUACUAAUUUGUAUUAAUUAAGCAAAGGAUGCUAAAAUAAUUUUGUAGACUCUAAAAAUUAAUAGAAAUAUAACAAGUUUAUUUUAAUUAUUGAUUGCUUUACCUGUUUAGUAUCUCUAAUAAUUAUGUUUAUAAGCUAUGUAGAAUAUAGAAUAUAUUCUUCUCUUUAAUACUAAAACGAAGUUUUAACUAAAGGUCAAUUCUAACAUAAUUACACAACUAUUUAGCUAAGAUAUGCUAUUAUCAUUCUUUCUGCUAUAUUGACUUUAUUGAUAAUUGCAAAAUUUUGCUUGAUGAAAAAAAUUAAUGAUUAAGCUCUUAUAAUGAAUUAGACGAUAGAAAAUUAUACUAGAUAUGAGAAAAAGGCAACAUUCAUAUUAUUAUUUGAAAUAUUAUUUAACAUGAUGAUCCUUCCAAAUGGAUUUGAUGUCCUUAUUGAAGGUAGAUCUUUAGGAGGAACUUACACCUACAGCCUAGAUACUAUAUUUACAAUUAUAAAUAUUUUGAAAUCAUACCACGUCUUUAAUCUAGCUUUUCAAUACGCUUCAUCUUUUGAAUUUUUUAAUUUUCACAUUUCAUUUCUUUUCAAAGCAGCUUUCCAUAAAAGACCUUUCCUCUAUACUACUAUACUUUUUGUGUUUACAUGCUUAAUUUCUACAUUUUUAUUACAGAUAGUAGAGAUAACUUACAAAAAGGAUGGAUCAACAACUUAAUAUGAUUAUACAAAUUUAUAUAAUUCAUUUUGGGUUAUGAUAAAUACUCUUCUAACAGUUGGCUUUGGUGAUGGUUACCCUUAUACUCAUUUAGGAAGAGGAAUAGGCAUAUUUUUAGCUAUUUUAGGAUCAGCCUUUAUUGGUAUAUUAGUAGUUGUGUUUAAUAAAGUUAGCAUUCCAUCAGAAUCAGAAAGAUUAAUUUAACAAGAUAUUCAUAUUGAAAAAUUUAAAUCUGUAGCUGCUCUCUUUAUAAUUUGUUAUCACAAGUACUUAAAAAAAUAAUCAUUUGAAAAUUAUGUUUUGUUACAGCUAUCGAAAGAAAAAUACUAAAAAAUAAGAAACGAUCCUUUCCUUCAAUCCUAUUUUGAUAGCAUAAAAGCUAGAAGUACUUAGCAGAAUAUUCUAUUUAAAUAUUAGUAAGUUAAGGAUAUGAUUAAAGACCUUCAAAACUAACACUCAGGAGUUUCAUUGUAAAAAAAAUUUAAUAAAAUCAUCGAAAUUCAGUCAAUAAUCUUGAGCUAAUUUUAGUUAUAUAAACCUUGCUAAUAAAAUGAAAGUCUAAACGAGAUAAUUUCUUAUAAAUAAAAAAUUGACCAAUGA